AUGUCCGAAGCUCACCCAUCCGAAUCCCCCCCAGAUGAAACUAACAACAGUGGAUACACACCCCCGUCCCUUGCACCUCCUUCCCUCUACCCUCCCUCUAACACUGCAUCCCCGGGCACUAGUACCAGCACCACCAUCAUUGAUAAUGGUUCCUCUUCUGCCAGCAGCACUGCCAUUUCAUCCUCCACCGGCCCCUCUACUGCAGCGAUCGUGGGGAUUGUGGUGGGGAUGAUUCUUGCGGUCAUUGGUGCCGUUGCUGUUGCAUUCAUUGUCAUUAAAUGUUGCAAGAAGACUGAAGCCAUUGAGGUGGAAUACCCCUCAGCAGCAGCAGGAUAUCCAGCCAUGGGAGCAUACACAGCAGGAGAUCCGUACAAGCCUGCUGAGGCUGCCAAUGCUUGUUACCAGCCAGGUGUUGCUGAUAAGGUGUAG
Closterium sp. Yama58-4 is the source of this 429-nucleotide messenger RNA. The record is from the annotation of a GenBank genome assembly. Lineage: Eukaryota; Viridiplantae; Streptophyta; Zygnematophyceae; Desmidiales; Closteriaceae.